Messenger RNA from Pistacia vera, 2934 nucleotides. RefSeq lists its product as uncharacterized. NCBI's taxonomy places the organism in Eukaryota, Viridiplantae, Streptophyta, Magnoliopsida, Sapindales, Anacardiaceae. Bases 1 to 2934 code for a protein of 977 amino acids. Gene Ontology annotation, molecular function: flavin adenine dinucleotide binding; protein binding. The record is from RefSeq and is a predicted model, not a curated record. The transcript has 19 exons.
AUGUGGAGGCUAUCAUGGCACUAUCUACCCCCCUGCCUCUUCCUGUUGGACUUGAAUUUUCAAGCCAUUUCCUCAUCUCCUUAUAACUCUUCUUCUCGUUCAAUCAAACUUUGCUCCCCUGAACAAAGCUCUGCCUUACUCCAUUUCAAGAGCACCUUAAAAAUUCAUAGUUAUUCUUCCUAUCCUUGCGAAGAAUAUUAUUAUCCUAAGACAGAUUCUUGGAAAGAGGGAAGUGAUUGUUGCACAUGGGAUGGGGUCACUUGUGAUAGCUACAUUGGUCAUGGCAUUAGCCUUGACCUUUCUUUAAGUGGGAUCCGUGGCACUGUCAAUGACAAUAGCAGUCUCUUCCUCCUUCACAAUCUCCAGAAGCUCAAGUUUGAUCGUAAUGAUUUCAAUGAAUCCACAAUCUCAUCCAAGUUUGGUAAAUUCACGAAAUUAAUAUAUCUUAACCGUUCUUUCUCAGGAUUCCAUGGCGUAGUUCCAACUGAAAUCUUUCACCUAUCUAAACUUGUUUUGCUUGACCUCUCUAAUGGUAUUUUUCCCCUUCGAUUACCUGAAUUGAGCCAACAUGUUUUUAAUAAGCACUUACAGAACCUUACAAAAUUAAGAUAUCUUCAUCUCGAUGAUGUGGAUUUGUCUUCAGUUGCACCUGGCUCUUUGCUGAACUUGUCUUCUACUAUGAUAUCUCUUUCAGUUGGCAGUACUCGUCUACAAGGCAGGUUUCCAAAUGGUGUUUUCCACCUUCCGUUCCUCCAGAAGUUGAGUUUGAUCGGAAAUGGAAAUCUUAGAGGACAAUUACCUGACACAAUGAGCAAUCUUCUAUACUUGAAUGUAUUGAAUCUCUCUUUUGCAAAUUUCUUUGGAAAAUUGCCUGACAAAAUUGGCAAUCUUAGAUACUUGAAUGUGUUGGGUCUUCAGGGUUCGAAAUUCGCAGGUCAUAUUCCACCAUUAUUGGAAAAUUUGACAAGUCUUGAAUCAUUAGACCUCUCCUUCAACAAGCUUGUUGGAGAGAUUCCUAAUCAAUUGGCAAGUCUGACAUUUCUUUCUGUGUUGAAUCUUUCAUACAACCGGUUUGUGGGAUAUAUACCUCAAGGAAAUCAAUUUGAUACAUUUCAAAAUGACUCAUACAUUGGAAACUUGGAGUUCUGUGGAUCCCCAUUGUCAAAGAAAUGUGGUAAUGAUAGUGAGGCUCAGAAUCAUAGCAAGAAUGAAGAGAACCCAUCCAAGAAGAAGAAAUUAGUCACUUCAAGCGCUGCUCUUAACAAGAUUUCACCCAGAAUUCAUCACUAUCCAAAGUUUCACUUCUAUAGAUUGCCGAAAAACAAAAUUUCCGACACUAGAACCCACGUGAAACCAAUAAACAAAGUCACUGCAGAACUGGGUCAUGAAAAAAAUGAAGUUUUGGAUUCAAAUUUAGAGAAAGUUAAGAUUCUGAUGAAAGGGGGAGUCGUUUUAGGGGCACUUGUUUGUGGGGUUUUUGUUUUUGGUUGCAAGAGAGUUUUUGCUGUGGAGAGUGCAGUAAAUGCAGGGUAUGGAGUUAUUGGACAGAGCAUAUUGUUGUUGAAGAAUGCUUGGCCUAAAGUUUCUCAGGUUUUGAGAGUGUUUAAAGAGCAAGGUUUGGUUUUGGCUGCGCUUUUGGGGUUGUCUGCGUUCUUUUCAAUGGUUGAGACAUCAAUCACCACGCUUUGGCCUUGGAAGGUUGAUGAAUUGGCAGAAAAAGAGCCUGAUAAUGGUGUCUUUAAAAUGCUUCGCAGUGAUGUUACUCGGUUUUUGACGACUAUUCUCAUUGGCACAACUGUGGCAAAUGUUGGAGCCACUGCGUUGGUCACAGAGGCAGCAACAGCUUUAUUUGGUGAGGCUGGUGUCAGUGCAGCAACAGGAGUAAUGACUGUGGCCGUGUUACUUCUCACUGAAAUUACUCCAAAAAGUAUUGCUGUUCAUAAUGCCACAGAGGUUGCUAGGUUUGUGGUCAGGCUAGUGGCAUGGCUUUCCUUGGUACUUUACCCUGUGGGAAGAGUUGUUGCAUAUCUAUCAAUGGGAAUGCUAAAAGCUCUUGGCUUGAACGGAAGAAGUGAGCCAUAUGUUACUGAAGAUGAGUUGAAGCUGAUGUUGCGUGGAGCAGAGUUGAGUGGGGCAAUAGAGGAGGAAGAACAGGUAAUGAAAUUAAUGAAUUAUAAUUUUCCUAUAUUUUCACGUUUUGAUGUUAAAUAUAACCAUAUAAUGGAUCUGCUGGAUUAUGUUCAGAAGGGGGAUCUCUUAGAAAGUACUAUAGUGGGAGACAUGGCCUACAAACCUGCAUACUUCGUCCCUGAUUCAAUGUCAGUUUGGAAUCUUCUCAGAGAGUUCCGCAUUAGGAAGGUUCACAUGGCUUUUGUUCUAAAUGAGUAUGGUGGAACUGUGGGGGUAGUGACCCUGGAAGAUGUGGUUGAGGAAAUUGUUGGUGAAAUCUUUGAUGAAAAUGAUUCAAAAGAGGAGAUCCAGAAGAAAACUGGCUACAUUGUGAUGCGAGCAGAGGGAAUAUAUGAUGUGGAUGCUAAUACAUGUAUUGAUCAGCUUUCUGAAGACUUAAAUAUCAAAAUGCCAGAGGGUCAUCAGUAUGAGAUGGUAUCAGGUUUUAUAUGUGAGGCCUUUGGAUACAUCCCAAGGACCCGUGAGAGUGUGAAAGUGGUCCUUGAAAAGGAAAACCAGAAAGAAAACGAAGAACAUUAUGAAUCUGGAUCUGACCGCCAAGAAUUGAAGGAAAAGCAUCUGAUCUACAAACUCGAGGGGGCCGCAACAUCCAUCAGACAUCACCAGGGGAACUUUCAUAUGUUUGUUCUUUCUAUUGAAAGCCCGGUGGCUUGUAGGAUCGUUGAAGGAGGGACAUCGUCAAAAGGGGAGAAGGCCAAAACAAGAGACACAUGGAAGAAAAUAAUAGUUCUUACAAGUUUCUAG